AUAUUAUUAUGCAAAUUAACUCGAUUGAAUCCCUGGCCAACACAUGUAUGUUCUGCUAGCUGCUUCUGUUACAGGUUGCUUGAAACUGAUUACAUCACCCUGCGCACAACGGACGGCGACAGAGAGCAGACUGAGCCAGAUCAAGUGAGCGGCAGAGCUGAGCUAGUAACGUGAAUACUCGGAGCUGAUAUUUAAAAAGAAAAUGGCGGAAUUAAUGGAAAUGGAUUGUUGGAAAGGUGAUUGGGGAUUGCCCUCAAUUGACAGGGAUUGUCUUAAAGUUAUGGCCUAUGCCCAGUUUGCUGGAGCCCCAAUCAAAGUUCACCGUGAUAGAAGACUUUGGAGGAAUAUAUCAGCACAUUAUCCAGUCUUCUAUUCAAAUGGGAUGACACUGAAGACAGCAGACAGUAUUAUAGAGCAUCUAAAACAGAAUGAGUUCAAUGCAGAUUCAGAAUUGAAUGACCAGCAAAGGGCAGAUAUCCUUGCCUACUCUUCACUACUAGAAGAAAAGUUAUUACCUGCAUUGCAAUACACAUGGUGGGUGGAUGCUAAAAACUACACAGAGUUUUCCCGUCCUUGGUUUGCAAAGACUAUCCAUUUUCCUUUCAAUUACUUCAUACCGGGUCAGUUGCAAAGGAUAGCAGAAAGCAGUUUAGAAGCCAAGAGAGGAGGUCUUCAUUUAUUAGAUGGAGAACUUACUCAGAAUGUGAUGAAAGAUGCCAAGUACUGCCUCAACAUGUUGUCUGAAAGACUAGGACAGAAAGAAUUCUUCUUUGGAGAAACUCCUACAUCUUUAGAUGCCCUUGUAUUUAGCUACCUAGCUCCUCUUAUACGAGUUCCAUUUCCCAGCAACACUCUUCAAAUCCACUGUAAGGCUUGUGAUAAUCUGGUUAUGUUUUGCAGUCGUAUCUUGCAACGCUAUUUUCCUCAGGUCCCACAAGGUUCAGAGAAUACAUCUAGAGAGUCUCGAGCCACAACUGAGGAGUCGUUUGAUGAUCCUCAUAAGAGACGUAACCAGAUCCUAUCCGUGCUCUUUGCUGCUACUGCCAUGGUUGGGUAUGCCCUCUUCAGCGGGUUGGUACAGUUUGAGAUCGUGGACGAUGAGGAGAUGGAUGAUCAUGGGAUGAUGGACGAUGAGGAAGAUGAUUAUCAGAGCCAAGAAUAGAUGAGGGAUCACAGUUUCUAGAUCCAGAUGUCAAGGCUGGUCUGUAACCACUUGGUCUAAUUAAUAAUAUUGAUUCCAUUAAUAGUCCAACACCAUUGUCUCUGAUUUCAUCUUAGUCAAAUAACAACAUUUGCUAAUACUCAGUUUGGCUAUCCCCAUUACAUCCAACAUUAAAAAACAAUUUUUGCUAUGACGAAAUGGAACUAGACCAAAUGUAUGGAGCAAGAGGAUUUGGGCUGAAUGAAGAUAGCCCAUAUUGAAAUUAGACAAAGAGGUUAUAAACCAAACAUGCUCAGACUGUUUCCGAGUCUUCCAAAGGUUCGUACUGCUGUGUUGUCUCAAAGGAUAGUGUAAAUCUGUCCAACCUUUCAUCUACUUUUUAGAGAAUAUGGAUUGCGUUAUCAACUUUACCGGUGUUGCAGUAUACUGUCAUCAUAGACAAUUGAAUAUACUGGAAAUAAACUGCAGGAAAAUUUGGGCAUUACAUAGGAAUUUGCGAUGAAUGGCUUAAAAUAUUUGUUAUGAUUCUAUUAACUAUCAAUUCUUAUAGAAUGGAUUUGUGUCAAGCAACAAGUCCUAUUCAGUCUUUACCCAUAAUUUGUUUGUGUUAUUUUCAAUGAAAUCGCAGUGUUACUCUUUUUAUUUAUUUAUUUCUUUAAAAAUAAUAAUUUUAUUGAUAAUAAUCACAUGUCGAAAUAAUUACAAAUGAUAUAAACAUAACUCUGCAGAGAUAUAUAAUUGUUUUGCAGGCUCAAUCUUAUAACUUGUGGAAUGUUUAGCCAUUUUGAAGAGGACCAGCUGAAGAUACCUACCGGUAAACUACUUAUGUUCCCUGGGCCCAACAACACAAAGUUUAACGAGUAUCGCUAAAUGACAUGGCCUAUCAAGAGUAAGACCAUCAUUGCAUGCUCAUUUUGCUGCUAUAGACUGUCUAGGAACCAAUCAGAAUUGUUCUUUUAAAUGAACAUUCAAUGGCAAAACCUUUGUGUAUCAGGGACUUGGAUCCUUUCCUAGGAUAUCAUGUAGUCUUAUACAUGUAUGACCACUAAAAUGAUAAUUAUUUUCUACUUGUAUUCUGUUACAACAUUCACAUCACAAUAUUUGCCAAGGAAUGAAUUGUUUACAUUAUCGUCCCAAGCAAUACCCAUUUUUUUUUAGUCGAUACCAAAAUACUAGAAUGUAUAUUUCCAAAAUAAAAAUUCACAAUAUUUAAAUAUUGAAAAUGGUUUAUGUAUCAAGACUAUCCUAAAGCACAUGGGCCUAUUGCAGGAGAUUCAUCAUGAUUGUAUGUUUGAGCUCAAUGGAGUUAGUCUCCGUUUAAAUGAUGUUUAUAUGGAUGGAUACAUGUUGUCAUCCAUACAAGGGUAAUUUUUUAAUAAAAACUUUCUAUUGUGUCAACUUGGCCACUGUGUAACUUCCAUUGAUUCUUUCGAUUUUUAUUGUGUGCAGAGUCCUCCUACCAUGUUAGAACCAUAAAGACAAUGUUACUCUUCAUAACAGGAAGAUCUAAGUCAAUGGGACUUGGGUAGCCAUAUUACCAAAAAUUGUGGCUAUUCAUUUUACACUGAAUCAGCCUGGAGUAUUUUUAGAAUUAAAAGUACUGUGCAUCCAUUAUCUUGGACAUUUUGGAUAAUGGAUGAAAUUAAAUUGAUACUACAUGUA
This is a messenger RNA of Lytechinus pictus (painted urchin), 2824 nucleotides long. RefSeq names its product metaxin-1-like. The record is from RefSeq and is a predicted model, not a curated record. Gene Ontology annotation, biological process: mitochondrion organization. The coding region runs from base 203 to 1162 and encodes 319 amino acids. Gene Ontology annotation, cellular component: cytoplasm; SAM complex. The transcript is spliced from 8 exons. Lineage: Eukaryota; Metazoa; Echinodermata; Echinoidea; Temnopleuroida; Toxopneustidae.